ACUCCCCCUCCCCCCCCCGCGAGGAGCCGCUGGAGCCAGCGCCGCUCAUUUAAACCGGCCGAGUCGGCUGCGUCCGCCCAGGGAGGCGCCGUGUGCGGCCCGCUCCGCUUCACCCCAUCCCGCCUCGCUUCGCCUCGCCUCAGCGCGCCCGCCCGGCCCGCAGUAUGUCGGUGGUGGGCAUCGAUCUGGGCUUCCAGGGCUGCUACGUCGCCGUAGCCCGCGCCGGGGGUAUCGAGACCAUCGCCAACGAGUAUAGCGACCGCUGCACGCCAUCCUGUAUAUCCUUUGGACCCAAGAAUCGUUCAAUUGGAGCUGCAGCUAAAAGCCAAGUUAUUUCAAAUGCAAAGAACACAGUACAAGGCUUUAAAAGAUUUCAUGGCCGUGCAUUCUCAGAUCCCUUUGUUCAAGCUGAAAAAGCCAACCUUGCCUAUGAACUUGUUCAGCUGCCAACAGGCUCAGCUGGCAUCAAGGUUAUGUACAUGGAAGAAGAAAGAAAUUUCACUGUUGAGCAGAUAAUGGGGAUGCUUCUCACUAAACUAAAAGAAACUGCAGAGAAUGCACUUAAGAAGCCUGUACUUGACUGUGUUGUUUCUGUUCCAUGUUUCUAUACGGAUGCAGAGAGGAGAUCGGUGAUGGAUGCUACGCAGAUUGCUGGACUUAAUUGCCUGAAAUUAAUAAAUGAAACUACUGCAGUUGCCCUCGCAUAUGGAAUCUAUAAGCAAGACCUGCCUGCCUUAGAAGAGAAGCCAAGAAAUGUUGUAUUUGUGGAUAUGGGACAUUCUGCAUAUCAAGUUUCAGUAUGCGCAUUCAACAAAGGAAAACUUAAAGUUCUUGCCACGGCAUUUGACGCCACACUUGGAGGAAGGAAAUUUGAUGAGAUGUUGGUUGGCUAUUUUUGUGAAGAGUUUGGGAAGAAAUACAAACUUGACAUCAAGACAAAGAUUCGUCCAUUGUUGCGGUUGCAUCAGGAAUGUGAGAAAUUGAAGAAGCUGAUGAGUGCUAAUGCUUCUGACCUCCCAAUGAACAUUGAAUGCUUCAUGAAUGACAUAGAUGUUUCUGGAACGAUGAACAGGAGUAAAUUUUUAGAGAUGUGUGAAGGUCUUCUGGCUAGAGUAGAACCACCUCUUCGUAGCGUUCUGGAACAAGCCAAGUUAAAGAAAGAGGAUAUAUAUGCAGUAGAAAUAAUUGGUGGUGCUACAAGAAUCCCUGCUGUAAAGGAGAAGAUCAGUAAAUUUUUUGGUAAAGAAAUCAGUACAACAUUGAAUGCAGAUGAGGCUGUUGCUCGAGGCUGUGCACUGCAGUGUGCUAUUUUGUCUCCGGCUUUCAAAGUGAGAGAGUUUUCUAUCACAGACUUAGUACCGUAUCCUAUUUCCUUACGAUGGAAUUCACCAGCAGAGGAAGGGAUAAGUGAUUGUGAGGUCUUUCCCAAGAAUCAUCCAGCUCCAUUCUCCAAGGUCCUCACGUUCUACAGAAAGGAGCCUUUCACUCUGGAAGCUUACUACAGUUCUCCCAAGGAACUGCCUUACCCAGACCCUGCUAUAGCUCACUUUUUGGUCCAGAAGGUCACACCACAGACAGAUGGAUCCAGUUCAAAAGUGAAAGUCAAAGUCAGAGUAAACAUCCAUGGUAUUUUCAGCGUUUCCAGUGCAUCUUUAGUGGAAGUUCACAAAUCUGAUGAGAAUGAAGAGCCCAUGGAAACAGACCAGCAUGCUAAAGAGGAAGAGAAAAUGCAGAUUGAUCAGGAAGAGCAACAAAAGACUGAAGAACAACAACAAGCACAAACUGAAAAUAAGACAGAAUCUGAAGAAAUGGAGACAUCUCAGGCUGACUCAAAAGAUAAGAAAGUGGAUCAGCCACCUCAAGCAAAGAAGGCUAAAGUAAAGACUACUACAGUGGACCUUCCCAUUGAGAAUCAGUUGGUGUGGCAGAUUGGAAAGGACAUGCUGAAUUUAUACAUUGAAAAUGAGGGUAAAAUGAUCAUGCAGGAUAAGUUGGAGAAGGAGCGGAAUGAUGCCAAGAAUGCAGUAGAAGAAUACGUGUAUGACAUGCGAGACAAACUUUGUGGCAUUUAUGAGAAAUUUGUUUGUGAAGAUGAUCGAAAUAGUUUUACUCUGAAACUGGAAGACACAGAAAACUGGCUGUAUGAAGAUGGGGAAGACCAACCCAAACAGGUUUACAUUGAUAAACUAACAGAACUGAAGGCUUUGGGUCAGCCUAUUCAAGCAAGGUUUCAAGAAUCUGAGGAAAGGCCAAAAGCAUUUGAGGACCUUGGAAAGCAAAUACAACAAUACAUGAAAGCUGUUCAUGCAUUCAAAGCAAAGGAUGAACAAUAUGACCAUUUAGAUGUAGAAGAUAUAGCAAAAGUAGAAAAGAAUGCAAAUGAAGCCAUGGAAUGGAUGAACAACAAGCUCAAUCUUCAGAACAAGAGAAGUCUUACUUUAGACCCAGUUAUAAAGGCUAAAGACAUCCAAGCUAAAACGAAAGAAUUGAUAAGUUUCUGCAAUCCUAUAGUCACAAAACCAAAACCCAAGGUUGAACCCCCAAAAGAGGAGCAAAAACCGGCUGAACAGAAUGGACCAGUAGAAGGCCAGGGAGACGCCAACAAUGGGUCCCAGGCUACUGAACAGACCACCAAUGCAGCUGCCCCAACACCUACAGAAAAGAAACUUCCUGAAAUGGACAUUGACUGAAUUUCAGCACUUGUUUAUAUUACAAACUACAAUAAAGCUUUAAGUUGUCAACUUCGUCUGUUCUGAAUACAAAUUGGAGCAAGUGAAUACUUCAGCUUUCUUGUAGUAACUUUUGGAGAGGGUUGAUCAAUGUGUCAAGUCAGAAUGCUUAGUUAGUUAGCUGCUCAGUCAAGUUGUAUCUUGCCAUAAUGAUUGUAUUUAGAAAUACCUGGUAAUUCAUUACUAGACUUAAUGAAACAGCCAUUAGCAGGCCCUCUAUCAUGUUCAUGCUGAUGAGUCAGUCUUGUUUUUAAAGCAGAGAGACGGAGAAAACUAAGCCUUUGACUUACCACUAAAUUUCUAUUGUGGAUAACAGGAACAAAUGUUGUAAGUGUCCAUUAAUAUGUUGAAGACUGCAAAGAAAUGGCAGUAGGAUUUUUAGCUCUCCUAGAGUGUGGAGGAAUAUAAACAAACUGAAAUAAUA
Molecule: messenger RNA, 3153 nt
Organism: Gavialis gangeticus (Gharial)
Lineage: Eukaryota; Metazoa; Chordata; Crocodylia; Gavialidae
Gene: HSPA4
Product: heat shock protein family A (Hsp70) member 4
Exons: 19
Coding region: 165-2690 (841 amino acids)
Biological process (GO): protein folding
Cellular component (GO): nucleus; cytosol
Molecular function (GO): ATP binding; ATP-dependent protein folding chaperone
Source: RefSeq, a predicted model, not a curated record